UGAUUGGUUUGAAGUCUGGACCCUGUAUCAUGAUGAUGAACUUAGAAUAAAAUCUCUUUCACUAAUGGUCUGUGGGUGAUGAAUCGGUUUCUUCAGUUGCUGUGAAGUAGGCUAUGCUACAGAUGAUAAUAUGAGAGCAUUAUCAACCAUUGCGCGAAGCCUCCAGUAAAAGCUGGUCCGCCCUUCUUCAGAGCUUCAGCCACAGAACAUAUUUUUGCACUCGAACAAAACGCAUGCGCAUCGAGCAAAGCAAUUUGUCCGUUGCAGACCAGCGCAGACGGAUGUGAUCGAGGCAAGAAUCACCUGUAUUCUGGCAUUCAUGGUGACACCCAUGGGGUCCGAGCGGGUGGAGAUGCGCAAGAGACAGAUGCAGGUACACCAGGAAGCUGCUGCCGGUGUUCUCCAAACGCAGCACGGGAUGGGGAACACGCCCACCAACGCCUCCAAUGCCUGUUGCUUCUGCUGGUGUUGUUGCUGCAGCUGCUCCUGUCUGACUGUUAGGGCGGAUGAUGAGAGGAUUAAAAAAAACACCUAUGAGAGGAGGGCAGAGGAAAUCACAAACUGUGAUGACAGCCCCAAGCCUAUUCUGGAGGAUGCGAUGACAUGGACCAUGUCAUUUGAGAGGCUGAUGAAGAGCUCUGCUGGGCGGGGCUGCUUCCGCCAGUUCCUGAGGACAGAGUUCAGUGAAGAGAACAUGAUGUURUGGUUGGCCUGCGAGGAGCUCAAGAAGGAGACCAACAAAACUGUGGUGGAGGAGAAAGUACGACAGAUCUACAAGGACUUCAUCUCCAUCCUCUCCCCUAAAGAGGUGAGUUUGGACUCGCGUGUUCGAGACGUGAUUAACAAGAACAUGUUGGAGCCCACGUCGCACACGUUCGAAGACGCCCAGCAGCAGAUCUACACGCUGAUGCAGAGGGACUCAUACCCACGCUACAUGAACUCUACAGCGUACGCAGAGCUGCUGCAGGACCUGGCCGAACAGCCACCUGCCACAGAGCCAUAGACUCUCACUCACCAUCAAUCACUCUGCACUGCUUUUAGAGGACACUUGUCUUAUCCAAAUGGGGGUUUAGGUUUAGCUUUCAGUUACAGUUCAAAUGUUGAUUGAUCAACAGGUCAAUAAGCUGUAUUUACCAAACAGUAUUUAUUAAGGUGUAAACUACUGUUUAUAUUACCUUGAAUAUUGACUUUCCAAAAUACUCAGAGCAAGCAAGAACAUACGCUAGAUUCAGUUCCCGAUUGCAUAUAUAUAUAUAUUUAUAUUUUUAUAUAUUCCCUAGCGCUUGGCAUUGCACUUUUCUGAGGGGGAAGCAUGUUGUAUCAGUGAGCACUGCAUURGUGUGUAGGUCUAUUGUCAGCCUUGAAGCAUAAAAUUAGGUUUGACUUAUUGUUAAGAAGACAUGGGGAAGUGCCUUGGCAUUAGAUCAUUCACCUUCAAGAUCGUUUGAAUAAAAUAUCACAGAAAUGGUGCAACAGUUGAUCACAACAAUAGUAACUUUUUACAUACAGUGUAAGCUGAUACCUGGAAAUAGAUC
Molecule: messenger RNA, 1535 nt
Organism: Salvelinus sp. IW2-2015
Lineage: Eukaryota; Metazoa; Chordata; Actinopteri; Salmoniformes; Salmonidae
Product: regulator of G-protein signaling 20-like
Source: RefSeq, a predicted model, not a curated record